AUUCCUGGGCUUCUCAAGGAGAGAAGCCCAGGCAGUUUCUACCUAGUGCAGAAAUGAUGUAGCCCCACGCUGACCUUUGCUUGUACUUCGAGGUCACCCCUGUCUGCGGCACGUUGGGAAGGCUAUGAUGGGAAUGGAUGGGAGAACUCGGAGGCUCUCCCUAACCCACUGCUUCUGCCUGGAAGAUCCUUCUUUAGGAGAGCUGUCUCCCGUGGUGGUGGACUCCAAGGGGCAAAGCGAUAAACACAGCGCAGAGGGCCCCGGGCACAUGCUUCCUACGGUCUAGUCCAGGAAGCCCUUACGCGGGCCUGGGCUCUGGGAUGCGGCGUGCUGGACGCAUGGCCUUGGCCUAAGUGACGAUGGUCCGCCGCGGGCUGCUGGGGUGGAUUUCCCGGGUAGUAGUCCUCUUUGUGCUGCUCUGCUGCGCCGUCUCCGUCCUCUACAUGCUGGCCUGCACUCCCAAGGGCGACGAGGAGCAGCUGGGACUGCCCAGGGCCAACGGCCCCACGGGGAAAGAGGGCUACCAGGCAGCGCUGCAGGAGCGCGAGGAGCAGCACCGCAACUAUGUCAGCAGCCUCAAGCGGCAGAUUGCGCAGCUCAAGGAGGAGCUGCAGGGGCGCAGCGAGCAGCUGCGAGGUGCUCAGGACCAGGCCAGCGAGGCGGCAGGCCGGGGCCCGGCGCCCAAGGCCCAGGCACAGGCCGACCUGCUGGCUUUCCUGCGCGCUCAGGUGGACAAGGCCGAGGUGCACGCAGGGGUCAAGUUGGCCACUGAGUACGCCGCGGUGCCCUUCGACAGCUUCACCCUGCAGAAAGUGUACCAGCUGGAAACCGGCCUGACGCGCCACCCCGAGGAGAAGCCGGUGAGGAAGGACAAGCGCGACGAGCUGGUAGAAGCCAUUGAGUUGGCUUUGGAGAGCUUGAACAACCCCUCAGAGAGCAGCCCCAACCAGCGUCCGUACACGGCCUCGGACUUCAUAGAAGGGAUCUAUCGAACAGAAAAGGAUAAAGGUACUUUGUACGAGCUCACCUUCAAAGGGGACCACAAGCACGAAUUCAAGCGACUUAUCUUAUUUCGACCCUUUGGCCCAAUCAUGAAAGUAAAAAAAGAGAAAGUCAACAUGGCCAACACACUUAUCAACGUUAUCGUGCCCCUAGCCAAAAGGGCGGACAAGUUCCGGCAGUUCAUGCAGAAUUUCAGGGAGAUGUGCAUCCAACAAGAUGGGAGAAUCCAUCUCACUGUUGUUUACUUUGGGAAAGAAGAAAUGAAUGAAGUCAAAGGAAUACUUGAAAACACUUCCAAGGCUGCCAACUUUCGGAACUUCACCUUCAUCCAACUGAAUGGAGAAUUUUCCCGGGGAAAGGGACUCGAUGUCGGAGCCCGCUUCUGGAAGGGCAGCAACGUCCUUCUCUUUUUCUGUGAUGUGGACAUCUACUUCACCUCAGAGUUCCUCAACACGUGCAGGCUGAACACACAGCCAGGGAAAAAGGUGUUUUAUCCAGUCCUUUUCAGUCAGUACAACCCCGGCAUAAUCUACGGCCAUCACGAUACCAUCCCGCCCCUAGAACAGCAGCUGGUCAUAAAGAAGGAAACUGGAUUUUGGAGAGACUUUGGAUUUGGGAUGACAUGUCAGUAUCGCUCAGACUUCAUCAACAUAGGUGGGUUUGAUUUGGAUAUCAAAGGCUGGGGCGGAGAGGACGUGCACCUGUAUCGCAAGUAUCUCCAUAGCAACCUCAUAGUGGUGAGGACACCCGUCCGGGGACUCUUCCACCUCUGGCAUGAGAAGCGCUGUGUGGAUGAGCUGACCCCUGAGCAAUACAAAAUGUGCAUGCAGUCCAAGGCCAUGAACGAGGCAUCCCACGGGCAGCUGGGGAUGCUGGUCUUCCGGCACGAGAUAGAAGCUCACUUGCGCAAACAGAAACAGAAGACAAGCAGCAAAAAAACAUGAACUUCUAGGGGGUGAAUUUUGAGAGACAAUUUUUUCUUCCUUUUGCAAUUACCAAACUAAUGGCUGCAACAAGGAAAAGACUGCCACAGAGGGCGAAAAAAGAAUCUGACUGAUUAGUAAAAGAUGAGAGGAGAGAGCCUUCAAUUUCUCUCUAUUUGGUAUUAUGCAAGAGGAAUUAAAAUCUCCACUGCGCCUGCAAACAUCGCCCAGAUGCACCCGAGAAGAGUCUGACAAAGGCAGACUGAUUAGGAGAUGAUAAGCCUGAUGGUGUGGAGGUUUUGAUUGUGUUUACAACGAAACGAGAUCUGUUGUUUUCUAUGCUCAUUGGGAUAUUCAUGAAUUAAGACUAGUUUUGUAAAAAGUCCAUUAGAAUGAAAGGCAAACACAUUUUUCCACGUAUGAAUGAUUCCGUCAGUGGGGCGCUAGUUGUAGAAAUAUUAAAGUCUCUGAAGGCAGCAGAGGAAACCGAGUCAAGUGUGUAGAUCCACUAUCAUGAGCCUCAUGAAGGUAGUAGGCAAAAUCAGGUGGACUGGAUGGACCAGGAACCAUAAAUACUGUGUCAUUUUCCCCCAAGAUUAACCAAAAAUGAUCUGUUUCUCUUUUGGUCAUCUUUUUAACCCUCUCCAUUUGUUUAUUUAAAAAUGCACUUUCUCUUUGCUUUUUGUGAGUUAUAUUCUGCGUAUUUAAUUACCAAUUUGCAAGCCUUACUAAGAGAGCACAAGUUAGCAUAUAUAUGUUUAUGGUUUUUUUUAAGAAGAUAUUUUUAGAUGCAUUGUGAGAACUUUCAGUUCAGAACAUUGGAUUAAUACCGCAUCUGAGGACUUGCCAAAUGUGGAUAUUGUCCAGCACUGAAGGUCCAGCCCUUGAGACACAGGGAGGCCUGGCUGGGGCCACUGAGGAAGAGGUGUGUAGAUGCUUUAUCUGAAGAGUGAGCAGGAGGAGGAGCAACUGAACACUGGAGGAAAAGAAAAGACACCUUCUCCUUAACCGGAAAGGAAUGCAUUCUGACUGAUGAUAUCUUGAUAGAUUUAAAAGUCACUUUCUUACCUGUUUAAAUAAACCAAAGUUAUGAACCAAACAAUCUCUUUUCAAAGCAGGGUGCUCUUCCUGGCUUCUGGCUUCCAUAAGAAGAAAAGCAGGAGAAAAAAAAAAAAAAACAACUCAAUCUAUCUGCCAGAGUCCUCCGAGAUGGAAGUUUUUACUACAUGUUCACUCACCCCAGGCGAGGUGGAAGUAAUUUAAUUAUUUUUAAAAUUAAGCAGUUCUACUCAAUCAUCAAGAUGCUUCUGCAAAUUGCAUUUUAUUACAGUUUCAAAGUGUUUCUUAAAAAAUAAGUACAGUUAACAUUGAGUGGUUUCUACAUCCAUGUGAGGAUAAUUUAUUUAUUAGCCAGCACCAGAUGCACGAGCUAAUUAUCUCUCUGAUUCCUUUCCUUCUGUUUGCCUACAGUAAACUCAUUGUUUAAAAGCUUCAAGAGCAUUCAAGCUGUUGGUAUAAGAAAAAGAACUGUAUUGAUUUGUACUGGUAGUUCAUAAAAUUUAAUUAAAACACAAGACAUGAAUGGAAGGUGGCAUUGCACAGCUAAUAAAAAUAUGAUUUGUGGAUUUGA
This is a messenger RNA of Chinchilla lanigera (long-tailed chinchilla), 3555 nucleotides long. RefSeq names its product chondroitin sulfate N-acetylgalactosaminyltransferase 1 (gene Csgalnact1). Gene Ontology annotation, cellular component: Golgi cisterna membrane. The record is from RefSeq and is a predicted model, not a curated record. Gene Ontology annotation, molecular function: glucuronosyl-N-acetylgalactosaminyl-proteoglycan 4-beta-N-acetylgalactosaminyltransferase activity. NCBI's taxonomy places the organism in Eukaryota, Metazoa, Chordata, Mammalia, Rodentia, Chinchillidae.